AUGCAACAAACAUGUGAGAACGAACUAGAUCAAACUCUAGUACAAUACAAAGGUCUGUCUAAUAUAAAUAGUAUAGCAGUGUUUGGCUUUCUAAAUGAAAUUUUAUUUAUAAAAACACAAUUCAACUUUGAUUUUACAACAAAUUAUAAAAUAACAAAACGACAAGUAACAAUAACUGUUGGAAAUCAAAGAGGAAAUGGGAUAUCAGAAUCUGGUAACUCUAACAUAUCAUUACCAACAGUAGUUCAAUAUACUGUUUUGAAAGAAGAAGGACAAACACAUGGUAGUGUCGGCACACUUAUGUUCAUUGAUGGGAAAGUAUUUUCAAAAUUACGAGAGAGAUGGAAAUGA
Molecule: messenger RNA, 351 nt
Organism: Rotaria sp. Silwood2
Lineage: Eukaryota; Metazoa; Rotifera; Eurotatoria; Philodinida; Philodinidae
Source: the annotation of a GenBank genome assembly